GAGAGAGAGAGAGAGAGAGAGAGAGAGAGCAGCACGCACGCGCGUAAAGAGGAGAUUGGACACCUGAUUUCGCGGGGUGCCUUUGGAGCGCUCUUUCAUGUUUUAAGUCCAACCAUCGGUGUUUUAAAGGCCCUGGCUGCAGCGGGGCGCUUCCCCCCACCUUGGAUUAUCGUCAGCAUGGACACAAGGCAAACGGAGGACACAUCACCGCGUCUACUUCUCAAGCAACGCGCUCAGACUUGACGCAUCCAUUUCCCCCCUGCUAUUUCCCCCUCCUCUACACAUCAUUUAAACUGUGUUCGCUGCAGCAUUUUUCCAUCUCUCCUAGCUUUAUGAAAAGUCAAAUAUCCGUGACUAAGGAUCGGAGCGGGUGUGUUGUCGGAGAGGAAUGAGAGGAGAGGGAAUAGGAGGGGGGGCGGAAUGAGGUGUGCGUUCUCGGGGUUUUUUGCCCGAAAAAGCCGGAGAAAGACGGAGAAGGUGCUCUGAGUCUGAAACGCGCUGCCCCUCUUUUGAGAUCUGAGAAGACAUGGCCUAAUUAGGAGAGCUCACGCCGACAGGAGAGGAGAAGAACCGCAGCUGCUGUGGAUGGACGGGCCAGCAUCCGCGUCAUCGCCUCCAUUCCGGCGUCUAGUUUGAGGUUUAAUUGGAGUCCUGACUGCUGCGCUGGAUCCAAUAAGAGUUUGGAGGAGGAGGACGGAUGAUCCCUCGGAGUCUAACUGAGAAUGCUACCUGUCCCUCCACCUCACCAUGUCGUCUUAGAAACACCAAUAACUUCUUCCCCUUCACCGCUCCUCUUUUUGCCUUUGUCACUUCCCCAUAACCCCCUGGGUUUUUGAUCCCCGUCCACUCCCAGCUUAAGUCCCUGUGAUUUGAGUCAUAUAGUUUUAUUUUGGAAAUGCCAAUUUUCCUAAUCAAUGCUGGUGGCCACCAAGGCUCUGGUGGGAAGUGUCUGAGUAUUUCUCAGCAGGUAGCUAAUCCCUGCCUGAUGUGGCUCCUGGGAUUGGUGCUGCAAAUGACUCUCUCCUCGUCUCAACGAGUCGACCUGAAACACCCCAUAGUAUCCACCGGCUAUGGAAAAGUCCGAGGUAUCAGGAAGGAGCUCAACAAUGAGAUCCUAGGCCCUGUGGAACAGUUCUUGGGUGUGCCAUACGCCACCGCUCCCAUCGGCGAGCGGCGCUUUCAGCCCCCUGAAGCCCCGGGUUCCUGGCAGGAGAUACGCAAUGCUACCACUGUUGCACCAGUAUGUCCCCAGAAUGUGCAUGGGGUUUUACCUGAGAUCAUGCUACCAGUGUGGUUCACAGACAACCUGGAUGCUGCAGCGACCUAUGUUCAGAACCAGAGUGAGGACUGCCUUUACCUCAACAUUUAUGUACCCACGGAGGACGGUCCACUCACAAAAAAGCAUGAUGAGUCCACGUCGAACAGACCAAGGGAUGAAGAUAUUCGGGAUCGUCGUAAAAAACCUGUGAUGCUGUUCAUCCAUGGAGGAUCCUACAUGGAGGGCUCAGGGAACAUGUUCGAUGGGAGCGUCCUCGCUGCCUACGGAAACGUAAUUGUUGUCACCAUGAACUACCGGCUCGGCGUGCUCGGAUUUCUGAGCACAGGAGACCAGUCUGCAAAGGGGAACUAUGGCUUGUUGGACCAGAUCCAGGCUCUGCGCUGGCUCAAUGAAAACAUUGGCCACUUUGGAGGAGACCCAGAGAGAAUCACCAUCUUUGGCUCUGGCGCUGGCGCCGCCUGUGUGAACCUUCUCAUCCUCUCCCACCACUCCGAGGGCCUGUUCCAGAGGGCUAUUGCUCAAAGUGGCUCAGCCAUCUCCAGUUGGUCCGUCAACUACCGACCUCAGAUGUACACCAAGAUCCUGGCGAAGAAAGUGGGCUGCACUCUGGGAGACAUGGCCGGGUUGGUGGACUGCCUACGGAGGAAGAGUUUUCGGGAGCUGGUGGACCAGGACAUCCAACCAGCACGCUACCAUAUCGCUUUUGGUCCUGUGGUGGAUGGUGACGUGGUGCCAGAUGACCCUGAGAUCCUAAUGCAACAGGGUGAGUUUCUCAACUACGACAUAUUGCUGGGUGUUAACCAGGGAGAAGGCUUGAAGUUUGUGGAUGACAGUGAAGGAGAAGAUGGAAUAUCAGCUGCCUCAUUCGACUACACUAUCUCCAACUUCGUGGACAAUCUAUAUGGCUACCCUGAUGGUAAAGAUAUCCUGAGGGAAACCAUCAAGUUUAUGUACACAGACUGGGCUGACAGGGACAACAGUGACAUGCGUAGGAAGACCCUUCUGGCUCUGUUCACGGACCACCAGUGGGUGGCCCCGGCUGUUGCCACUGCCAAACUGCACGCCGAGUUCCAGUCACCAGUUUACUUCUACACCUUCCACCACCACUGUCAGACUGAAGCAAGACCAGACUGGGCAGAUGCCGCCCAUGGAGAUGAGAUCCCUUAUGUGUUUGGGAUUCCCAUGGUCGGGGCCACUGACCUCUUUCCUUGUAACUUCUCCAAGAAUGACAUAAUGCUCAGUGCUGUAGUCAUGACAUACUGGACCAACUUUGCAAAGACUGGGGAUCCUAACCUCCCCGUUCCUCAGGACACAACAUUCAUUCACACUAAGCCUAACCGUUUUGAGGAGGUCAUCUGGACUAAAUUCAGCUCCAAAGACAAGCAUUAUUUGCAUAUUGGCCUGAAGCCUCGUGUCAGAGAUAAUUAUCGUGCCAACAAGGUGGCUUUUUGGCUGGAGCUGGUGCCUCAUCUCCACAGCUUACAUGAUGAACUCAUCAGGGACAUCACCACACGACUGCCUCCUGGAGGCACCGGGCGCCGAAAGGUCCCUCAUGGUGGUACGCGCUCCACCCAACACCCGGUGAUGUCAACCUACCCACCAGAGCCCGAGCCUGACGGUUCAGAGAGACCCCGCUACUCACCUUUCCCCAGCGAGACGAGGGACUACUCCACGGAGCUCAGCGUGACGGUAGCUGUUGGUGCUUCGCUACUUUUCCUAAAUGUCCUGGCCUUUGCUGCACUUUACUAUAAACGGGAUAAGCGUCAUGAACUGAUGCAGAGACGACACCGUCGGCUCUCGCCACAGCGCGGCACGAUGAUGGGUAUGGGUGUUGGCAUGGGAGUCGUAGGGGCCCCGCCGCACAAUGACCUGGCGCUCAGUCAGGAAGAGGAGCUUAUGUCACUGCAGAUGAAGCAGCAGAGGGUGGAGUUGGAGCACGGGACACCUCUCCCUUCCCGUGGCAUUCAUGGUGACCUGGAACCUCUACGGCCUCCCGUGUGCCCACCCGACUACACGCUAGCCCUACGGCGGGCUCCAGAGGAUGUGCCACUGAUGACGGCAAACACCAUUACCAUGAUCCCCAGCACCAUCAGCAGCAUGCAGCCGCUCCACCCCUUUAACACUUAUCCCCCCAUCCCAGCCCCGUCCUCCACACCUGUCCCCAGCCACAGCAACAACGCCCUGCCACACCAACACUCCACCACCCGGGUAUAGGACAAGGCACAAGCUCUGCUACCCUCACAGAGAUGCACCACAGAAACUGCUGCAUCCAAACGCCUCCCUCACCAACCUCUACUCUUAUUUUCUAUCUUUUUGUCUUCAUCAAGCCCUCAACUAAAGCUGCAGUUUGUAAGAUCAGAAGCAGUGAAAUACCUCUGAGCUAUAAUCAUAACUCAAAGGGGACUUGAUUGAAAAGCUCCUUUGUAAUUCUGGGCACAUACUGCUUUUCCUUGCUCAUGCUCUAUGAAUGUUUGGUGCUUAGGAAGGUCGCCAAACUUGCCGCUUGAACCGUGUAGCUUCCUCAACGAGGUGUCAUAAUCAGUCAGAAAUUUGAUGUGUCGCUCGGUUGUUUGGACCAUUCAUGAGUGUGUGUGCGUGUGCCUGCGUGUGUGUGUGUCAGUGCAAAACAAUGUUUAUCGAAGAAUACCCACACACUUUGCCAUUCAUUUAGUAAAAAGAUGACACAGUAGCGAGCAGCUUUGUAUGAGGCAGCAUAUGUCCCAACAAGCUGUCUUUCAUAAAGCACUGAUUUCUUGAAGCUUACAAAUUGCAGCUUUAAAGGCCCAAUCUGGAAGUGAAAGUUGGCACCCUGUAGACAGAGCUGUGUUCCAACAGCUGUCUUCUUUGUGAUUUUAGAGAUUAUUGUUUAGCGUAAAAUGUAUUGGCAGGGUUGGGAAUUAAAUAAUAGUGUUUGACAGCAGCACGUGAUUAAUUACAGCCAUUGUUAAAGCGAAAUCAUUGAAGUCUAGUUUAGAUUAGCUUGUUUUUUGGUAUUUAUUUUCAUGCUAUGUGAGCAUUAGGGGUAUAAUGGUACAGAAGUUUGGGUUCAUUGAUGUACACCACAAAUAGGGUGCACGUUUUAUUUAAGGAGCCAGUUCAUUGAGAAACUGCUUUUUUAUUAUUGUUAUUUGGAAAAUAUGAUCGGUCAUUGAGUUUCAGAUGCAGGCUGAAAGUGAAAAUGGUCUUCUACCCCUAUUUCCUGCAUUAGCCGCCUAAAGAAAACAGACCGUAAAACAAUGAAAAAGCCACACAAACCUACAGUCAGGUCAUAAAUAUUGGGACAUCGACACAAUGCUAACAUUUUUGGCUCUAUACACCGCCACCAUGAACAUCAAAUGAAAUGAACAAGAUGUGCUUUAACUGUUGACUGUCAGCUUUUAUUUGAGGGUAUUUACAUCCAAAUCAGGUGAACGGUGUAGGAAUAACAACAGUUUGCAUAUGUGCCUCCCACUUGUUAAGGGACCAAAAUUAAUGGGACAAUUGGCUUCUCAGCUGUUCCAUGGCCAGAUGUGUGUUAUUCCCUCAUUAUCCCAAUUACAAUGAGCAGAUAAAAGGUCCAGAGUUCAUUUCAAGUGUGCUAUUUGCAUUUGGAAUCUGUUGCUGUCAACUGUCAAGAUGAGAUCCAAAGAGCUGUCACUAUCAGUGAAGCAAGCCAUCAUUAGGCUGAAAAAAAACAAAAGAACCCUAUCAGAGAGAUAGCAAAAACAUUAGGCGUGGCCAAAACAACAGUUUGGAACAUUCUCAAGAAGAAGGAACGCACCGGUGAGCUCAGCAACACCAAAAGACCCGGAAGACCACGGAAAACAACUGUGGUGGAUGACUGAAGAAUCCUUUCCCUGGUGAAGAAAACACCCUUCACAACAGUUGGCCAGAUCAAGAACACUCUCCAGGAGGUAGGUGUAUCUGUGUCAAAGUCAACAAUCAAGAGAAGACUCCACCAGUGUGAAUACAGAGGGUUCACCACAAGAUGUAAACCACUGGUGAGCCCCAAAAACAGGAAAGCCAGAUUAGAGUUUGCCAAACAACAUCUAAAAUAGCCUUCACAGUUCUGGAGCAACAUCCUAUGGACAGAUGAGACCAGGAUCCACUUGUACCAGUGAUGGGAAGAGAAGAGUAUGGAGACGGAAAGGAACUGCUCAUGAUCCUGAGCAUACCACCUCAUUAGUGAAGCAUGGUGCUUGAAGUGGCAUGACGUGGUCAUGUAUGGCUGCCAGUGGAACUGGUUCUCUUGUAUUUAUUGAUGAUGUGACUGCUGACAAAAGCAGGAUGAUGAAUUCUGAAGUGUUUCAGACAAUAUUAUCUGCUCAUAUUCAGCCAAAUGCCUCAGAACUCAUUGGACGGUGCUUCACAGUGCAGAUGGACAAUUACCCAAAGCAUACUGCAAAAGCAACAAGAGUUUAUGAAGGGAAAGAAGUGGACUGUUUUGCAAUGGCCAAGUCAAUCACCUGACCUGAAUCCGAUUGAGCAUGCAUUUCACUUGCUGAAGACAAAACUGAAGGGAAAAUGCCCCAGGAGCAAGCAGGAACUGAAGAGUGUUGCAGUAGAGGCCUGGCAGAGCAUCACCAGGGAUGAAACCCAACAUCUGGUGAAGUCUAUGUUCCAGACUUCAGGCUGUAAUUGACUGCAAAGGAUUUGCAACCAAGUAUUGAAAAUGUAUAAGUUUGAUUUAUGGUUCUUAUUCUAUCCCAUUACUUCUGGUCCCUUAACAAGUGGGAGGCACAUAUGCAAACGGUUGUAAUUCCUACACCGUUCACCUGAUUUGGAUGUAAAUACCCUCAGAUAAAAGCUGACAGUCUGCAGUUAAAGCACAUCUUGUUCGUUUCAUUCGAUAUCCAUUGUGGUGGUGUAUAGAGCCAAAAAUGUUAGCAUUGUGUCGAUGUCCCAAUGUUCAUGGAUCUGACUGUAUGUCACACUGUAAAUUAACAUUUAUUGACUUAUACAUCUCCCCUCACGACAGGUAAGGUUGUGUUGAUUUAGCAUCCAAGAGAGAGCCGAGCACCUCUCGGCUAGUAGAAGCUAACCAUUAGCAUUAGCAACUCCACAACACGGCAGAACUCCUCCAGGCUUGUUAUUUUUGGAGAUAAAACAUCAAUGAUGCAAAGCAAACUGAGUCUGGGUAGUUGAUUUUCUUUUAGGCAACUAGAAGUGAGAUAUCCGAGUAUCAUGGAUAUGAACUCAAAAUCCAGCCAUUUUCUGCCCCUCACUUAUUCAGCUAAUUUCAACUUCCUAUAAGAGUUAAGCCUGGUGCAUACUGGAGACAGACGCGCCGCAGUUUUGAGAAGUCAAGUGGUCACACAGGACACACCGCUGCGCGCUUCUUGGAAAGUUGUGCGAUAGUCACAAAAUCACGUGCGACUUCAUAACAGAAAGCAGGAAGUGACUCUAUUGUUUGUGCUCGAUCAGACUCAACGCCGUCUUUUGUGACACUCUAAUUCAUUAAAAAUGGUUAUGUAUGCUAUUGAUUAGAACAUUUUAAGAUCAAUGUACUUUAAAGUUAUCUGCGGCUGGGUUUGUGCCGUAAAGCUGUUCCGCGUCGUAAUGUUUGUUGUAAAGUACUCCACAACUGCGCUCCCCGUGUAGCCACUCUCGUUAGCUAUAAUGGCUUCUAUUUAAAAUGACGGUGUGGCGAGUCUAUCUCCGGUGUGCCCUAGUCCUAACGUCAGAGCUUUUUUCCACAGAGAUCGACUCACAAAGCAUUCAUUUCCACUAGAGACCACAGCAGAUGUAAUGAAAUAGCGAGUGGAUUAGAGCUUUAACUACAUGUUGCUAAUAGCUACAACAAAAAAGAAGCAGAGGAAGAACAAAAGCGUGAAAACGUUUCCUGAUUGUGAUCCGCGACAGCAGUGGAUGUAAACAGUGGCAAGCAGUUAUUCUUACUGUAUAUUUAGUUGUUUUUGGUUUAGUAAAGAAUCAUUUCUCUACACUACGACAACGUUUGCUGUGAGUGUUUCUAGUUUGAAUUUUCUAUUUUCACAUUUGGAGGUAUUUAGUUAAAUAUCUUUUUUAUUGUGAUAUUUCCUUAACCUGGGAGAGAGAAAAACCUUUUUGGAGUUGAUCACAGUUUCUGUUGGACCUGUGUCUCAUAGGACAACGUUUACACUAUUUAAUAGUGAAGACACCAGUUGACAAACUCUGCUUUACUGUCCGUGGCCGGCUUAAAACCUCCUCACUUGCACCUGCAGUUAGUUUUUCUGACUCUGCUUCUGAGAGAAUGUCUCCCCAAAAAAAAGAAAGAUGCAUGUGUUUCUUUUUCCUGGUGUGGUAAACUUUGACUCAGGCGUAUUAUUACACCCCUAAGGAACAUCGAACUUAAUUUCUAAAUCAAUAGAAUCUGUGAUGAUUUAAAAACAGACAUUUCCAGAUUGGGGCUUUUAACUGGUGGGCAUUUUUAGAGAAGAACCGAAUCUCAUUCAUGGUGCAACCUGGAAUCCAGGCUGACCAUUAGAGCUCGCUUCAUCUGUGCCUCACAGGCUCUAAACACACUCAUUACUUUAUUUGUUUCUCACUCAUUAUCUCUCUGUCUCUAUCCUCCACCCCAGCUCACUAGCAGCUUCUCGUCCUUCUGCCUCACACUCUUUCUCCUCUCUCCACAUCUGCUCCAUGUAGCUCCUCCGAUCAAACGACUGACACGAUCCAUUUUUCUCUUUCUUCACAAUCACUUCUAGACUUUUUUUUUCUUUUGGAGUCUUUUAUACAGAAACACAAAUGUAUAUGAUGUAUUAUUAAUAAAUUGUAAGGAUAUGAAUGAAAAAAAAAUUCUGAUAUCUCGUUUUUAACCAGCAUUCUUGGUGCCAAGUACUGUGAAAAAGCUCCUCUUUCGCCGGCGUCCAGAGGAGCGCCUGCAGAGGUCCAUCCUGUCUGUAUCUUACAAAAGGAGUUACCAUCAGAAAAAGUGCCAAGCCCUUUAUCUUUUUUUUUUUUUUUAUCAGACACACACACUUCUUUUGUUUAAUUACACUCAAUGUUGCACUGUGGCUGGUUUCUUCUUUUUAAGAGAAGUCAGAGUCAAUGUAUCCUCAUUUAAAAACAAAAGUACGUUAAGUUUUUGACUGCAUUGCUGUGUGGGAUUAUUGCAUGAUUUAAUUUUUUAUUUUAUUUUACCAUGUUGGCAGAGUUUGUCAUUUUGCCUUGUUUUUCAUAUUUUAAAAAAUAUGUCCUUUCUAUUUUAAUAUCAGCUGCACUUUGUGGUACUUCAGAAAGUAUUCAAAAUAUUAAAGAGAAUAUUGUGUAAAGAUAUGAUUAUUAUAACAAAGAGAGUAAAUAUGUCCUCUUUAUUUUUUUCAUUUCUUAACACUGAGGCUGUGCCGCAAAAACUACCAGAGACUGAGGACAUUUUUUUUCAUUUCCCCCUUUUAACGCUUUGCCGUUUUUCUUUCUUUUACAACUGUCCAGUUUGCACAGUCACCGUCUCUCUGUCUCAUCGGAAGAUCGCACUUUUUACGUUACAAAAAAAUGAUCUUAACAACAGAAAGACAAGACUAUUUUACAUGAGUAUUUUAAGGUUUUUGUCCGUGAUCGACACGAACCGUAUGCUUCAAGCGUUCGAGGACUGCUUGAUGGUUAUCUUUUCGUCUGCUCUUUUGUUGUCUUCACGGUUCUGACUUCUGCACGGCGGGAUUAAAAGAAAAACUUAUAUUUAUGGCCAAAGGACGAGAGUCAUGAAACGUCACAUCUUUCGCACAAUUGCACACACAGAUGGGUUGUACUUUGGACAAAUAUAUAUUUAAAAAAAACAACUUGUGACACUAGGACAACGCUGGGAAAGCAGUGAUGAUGAAACAGUUUUGUGCGAUUUGCACUGCGGAUGCAUUAAAAAAAACCUGAUUUAAGAGACACUACUCUCACACAACAUGUACAACAACAAGCAAGGUGAGUGGGAUGAAUUCCCCCUUUCCUUGUUGAUGUCUUGCAUCCCGUGUGCUCGGAAUAUGGGCACUUUGGAAAUCCAGACUGCCAUCUCUCACGCUGGACUAGAGCGAGCUGCAAGGACACCACAGAUAAAGACAAACUGUACAUUUGAUUUUUUUUAUUAUUAUUAUUUGAAAUGUAAGAAAACAAACUGAAAUUUGUAAAUAUUAUGUUUGUUGUUUGGUUUGAAUGAUUGACCGGAUUCUUUUCUUUGUGACAACAGGUGCAAGUUUAGAUGAUUUACAUGAUUUUAGCGCUCAUGCUUACAGUCAGAUUGAUUAUUUAAUUGACCUCAAGCUCAAAUUUUAAUAUUCAAUGGGCAACUGAGUUAAAAAAAUGAAUGGAUGAAUUAAAAAAAACAAUCACAGCAUGGUUGAAGUGAGCAAACAUGAAAAGGGAAUGCUUCUGGCUCUGAGUAGCUUGAAAAUAGUGAUGCUCUUACUGAACUCAUGGUCAUCCGACAAAUACAGUGCACACUUGGUACCGUCCCAUCAAUCAUGGAGGCAGCUUUUGAAUGAAAUGAGAUCUUUCACUGGUGAAAAAAGCCAAAGAACAGCUGCAGAAGACAUAUGAGGAGAUUGGAAAUGAUGGAUAUGGUAUGAUGGUUACAGAGCAGGCCACAAAUGGGGGAAUUUAACUUGUGAUGCUGUUGGAUUUAAUUGUUCUUGUCUCACGUUGUCUUGAGCUUACAGUAUACUCAUGUGACUGGAAGGUUGUGAAAUCCUUUGUACUCUUUUGGUCUUAUUUCAGACUAUAAUCAUGGUGAUUGUUUUGCUAACUUUUGCAAUUUUGUCCACACUCUAUAUGGGGUUAUUGACCCAGAAGUUUAAUGGGAGUUAGGGUCUCUCUCUCUCUCUCUCUCUCUCUCUCUCUCUCUCUCUCUCUCUCUCUCUCUCUCUCUCUCUCUCUCUCUCUCUCUCUCUCUCUCUCUCUCUCUCUCUCUCUCUCUCUCUCUCUCUCUCUCUCUCUCUCUCUCUCUCUCUCUCUCUCUCUGUCUGUUCUGAAAAUACAGAUUUGGACCAGCCAACCGCUAAUGGAAGCACACUCACCAAGUCUACAUGUUUACACUACAGGUGAUGUCGGCUCACGAAGGAAGGCGAAAGCAUCACGUGAAUUCAGAUAUCUUAUUCUUGCAACAUCUGAUGUCAGACGUGAAAGUGAAGGCUUGCACCUGUUUGUCUGUUUCAUUUAGUCUGAUUCAGUAACCUGCUUGCGGCGCAAGAUGCAGUGCAAGUACAUAAUGACCAGAAGGGUUUGAAAGGAUUCAAUUUAAUAUUUCAAUUUCAAAUAGAGGCUAUUACACACUGUAUGUUGUGUAUCUGAACUGGAAAACAUUAAAAGACAUUCUUAAACAAUUA
Messenger RNA from Nothobranchius furzeri (turquoise killifish), 10545 nucleotides. Lineage: Eukaryota; Metazoa; Chordata; Actinopteri; Cyprinodontiformes; Nothobranchiidae. The record is from RefSeq and is a predicted model, not a curated record.